UGCUUUUCCCUCCAACCGCCUCCACGCUGCGUGUUUGUCGACGCACAACUCGCAUUAAGUCAACAAUAUAAAUAUACGGAUCGAGCUGACUAUCUUCUGGGUCUGCACGGUCGAGUUAAUUCACUUCGGUGCACUUCAUCCCAAGACACGUGGUACCGUCGUGGUCGCUCACAUAAGUACUUAAGUACUUCGCUCAAGGGUCUGACCCUCCGUCCACCUCCACCACCACUGACUGCACUACAACCCAAAUUGCCCACAACACAACAAACUGCAUUUCUAGUUUGGUCGUUUACGGAAACAAACAUGGCUCCAGCAGCAGCUCCAGAGCCCCAAUUCAAGAAGGACGAGAAGGCCUUAUGCUUUCAUCAUGAACUGCUCUACGAGGCUAAAGUGCUUGAAGUGCAGCCUGUCGACGAAGAUGACAAGAAGAGCGGUUUCCAGUACAAAGUCCACUACAAGGGCUGGAAAAACACCUGGGACGAUUGGGUAGCAGAGGACCGCCUCCGCAAACUGACUCAGGAGAACCGGGAGCUUGCCAACAGCCUGAGACACGAAGUCCUUGAAGCUCAACGUGCUGCCCGAGCUCAACCUGCACCUUCUAAAAAGAAGCCGGUGGGAUCAUCAGUUCGCGGUAGCGAAGAACGCCAGAUGACCACCCAAAAUAACGGCCCCCGAGGCCAGAAGAGAGUGCGUGAUCAAGAGCUCGAGAAGGAGGUCUUCCAGAGCCGCCGUGCCGUCCGUAUCAUGAUGCCCGACCGACUGAAGAGUCUGCUUGUAGACGACUGGGAGAACAUCACCAAGAACCUCUCAUUAGUUCAGCUUCCUGUCAAAGCAUCAGCUGCGUACAUCUUGGACGCCUACUAUGAGUAUGCUUCAGCACCAGGCACUCGUAGUAGUGCCGAAAAGGACAUCCUUGAGGAAGUCAUUGCCGGCCUCAAGGAGUACUUCAACAAGGCUCUUGGCCGUCUGCUUCUCUAUCGCUUUGAGCGCGAACAGUUCUACGAGGUUCUCAAGGGGAUUGAGAGCUCAACGGGCGAGUACAGCGGCAAGUCCAUCGCCGAGAUCUAUGGUGGCGAGCAUCUACUGCGUCUUUUCGUCUCCAUGCCUGAGCUCAUCGCUCAAACCAACAUGGACACGCAAGCUGUCAACCGUCUCCGUGAGGAGCUAGGCUUCAUGACCAACUGGUUGCAGAAGGAGCCCCAAGUCUCCCAAUUCUUCAAGUCUGACUACGUGAGCCCUAGUCAAGCCUAUAUCGACAAGGUCAAGACUAGUACUUGA
Messenger RNA from Periconia digitata, 1278 nucleotides. NCBI's taxonomy places the organism in Eukaryota, Fungi, Ascomycota, Dothideomycetes, Pleosporales, Periconiaceae. The record is from the annotation of a GenBank genome assembly.